AUGCAGUCUAACUACGGAGCACAGUUUGUCAUGCUGGCUGCGCUGAUUGCAUCGGAUGAGGUGAAAGUGAACAGUGAGGAUGAAGUUUUGGAGGCGGUGCUGCGCUGGUUGGAUUACGAUCGUCCCGGGCGACAGCUGCACCUACUCACGGUGCUGCAGACCAUCCGCGCUCCUUUUCUAAGUGCCCAGUCUCGGCUGCAGUACGAUUUGGCCCUGGAAAGUGCGGCGGUUGGGAUGGUUGAUGAAUUGGCCGGCGAGAUAAGGCAGAACAGUGACAACACCACCCCACGGCAUUCAGUCGGUGCACACGAAGUGAUGUUGUGCGUGAGUGUUUACGAUGCGGACAGUAAGGGAACGGCGGUGCAGGUGUUCGACCCGUCGAUUCCGGUUGUGUGGGGCCUGAAGAAAUUACCACUGCCCGCGGACUGCCGCAAUGCCGUGAUGCUGGACGAUCGCUGGAUGAUGAUCUCCAGCGUACAUGGCUGGAAGACCGUCCAGCGCGAUCGUCGCUUCACCGGCCUGGAUGAUGAGUGGGGACCGCCGGUGGCCAAGAUGCUGACAUGGCGCGGCGCGGAAGCUCUGGCUGUUCUGGAUGGUCGCGUUUACGUGGCCGGUGGCUAUGAAUUUAAACGUUCACAGCCCGUACUGUCGUCCGUGGAGGUAUACGAUUUCCCUGGUAAUUCGUGGAGUGCGCUGGCCGAUCUACCGGUUCCCCGGAUGCAUGUGGUCAUGGUGGCGCACGGUGGGCUGUUGUAUGCGUUCGGUGGGGAUAUCGAGGAGGACAACGCUAGCAACUUGGUGCACGCCUACCACCCCGCGGAAAACACGUGGAGCCGACUGGCCGACAUGCCCACGGGACGCGAUGGGGGACGAGCCAACGAUCUGGGGAUCUGUGCGCACGUGGAGGCCUACAAACCCGUUACCAAUCAAUGGCUGGGGAAAGGGGACCUGGUCCAACCGCGCAUGGAUCCCGGAUGUGUUUGUCUGGGCGGGAAGCUGUACGUCCUGGGUGGGUACGCUCCGUAUGGAGAGGACGAUGCUGGCCAUCUUAGCAUUGAAGUGUACGAUGACGAGGCGGAUCGCUGGACACUGCAUGAAUGCCGGCUGUUAUCCUUCAAUUUGGGCUUCGCCUGUGUGAAGAUGAAAUUAAAGCGGGCUUGA
Molecule: messenger RNA, 1161 nt
Organism: Paramacrobiotus metropolitanus
Lineage: Eukaryota; Metazoa; Tardigrada; Eutardigrada; Parachela; Macrobiotidae
Product: kelch-like protein diablo
Exons: 5
Coding region: 1-1161 (386 amino acids)
Molecular function (GO): protein binding
Source: RefSeq, a predicted model, not a curated record